GCCUUUCGACUGCCCCCGUGCAUGACAGCCUCUUAGGUAUUUAUAACGGCGAAGAGUUCGUCUUCCAGGAGAGCAGCUGGUACAUCAUCAAUCUGCUCAAGCUCCUCUGGCACUACGGGCUCAACCCUCUGCGGAUGUCCAUGUGGGUGGAGGACAUCCUGGACAAGUUCAUGCGGAUCUAUCGCUACCAGACGUACGACUACGCCUUCAGCAGCAACGAACGCUUGCUCCACGCCUUGGGAGGGAACGACUUCACCCGCCUGCUCAACCAAACCAUCGAUGAAGCCAUGCAGAAAGCUGGCUUCUCCCACAAGUUCAUCAACGAGAUGGUUUGUUCGGCCAUGAGGUUUAAUUAUGGGCAGUGCGUCAACAUCAACGGAUUCGUAGGUGCUAUUUCUCUGGCGUGGAUGGAAUCAGCUCUAUGGUCAGUAAAAGGAGGAAACAAACUUGUCUGUAUCGGCCUUCUCUCCUCUUCCAAAGCUGAAGUUAUCCCUGGUAGAGUUUUAUCUAUAGAGCCAAAAAUCAGACCCAAACCUACAGGAGAGACAGUGAAGUUCUACCAGGUCACUUACAACACGACGUCAGGAUUAACGGGGGACACGUACGACAUCGUUGUCAUCGCUACUCCGCUCAGCCACAAAAUGGCCAACAUCACCUUCAAGAACUUCGAUCCUCCUGUCCCAGAGUUCCCAAAUCCGUACCACCAGACAGUGACCACCUUAGUGCACGGGCGAUUAAAUGCUUCCUUCUUUGGUUACCAAGACUCAUCUGAUUUUCCUUUCGGUGCCAUUUUUACUACAGAGAAUCCCAAACUGUUCAUCAAUAGCGUGGGGGUGGUGUCUCCAGUGGAAGAUGAUGGUGAUGAAGGAAAACCACUCUUGCCAUUGGCCGUCUGGAGGGUGUCUUCAGAGGAGGUGCUCACCAAAGAGCAGCUUAACUUACUUUUUUCCUCUUAUGACUCUGUUAAAAUGAAGAAAUGGUUGGCAUAUCCCAAAUACAGCCCUCUAGAGAAAUGCCCUCCCAUCAUCCUCCACGAUAGGAUUUACUACCUGAGCGGCAUCGAGCGAGCCGCCAGCGCCAUGGAGAUGAACGUCAUCGCCGCCAAGAACGCCGCCCUGCUCGCUUAUCACCGCUGGUAUGGGAACGCAGACAAGAUCGACCAGGAAGAUUUACAUGAAAAACUGAAAACUGAGCUUUGA
Antrostomus carolinensis (chuck-will's-widow) is the source of this 1199-nucleotide messenger RNA. It is a transcript of the gene PCYOX1, whose product is annotated as prenylcysteine oxidase 1. Gene Ontology annotation, molecular function: prenylcysteine oxidase activity. The transcript has 4 exons. Lineage: Eukaryota; Metazoa; Chordata; Aves; Caprimulgiformes; Caprimulgidae. Gene Ontology annotation, biological process: prenylated protein catabolic process; prenylcysteine catabolic process. The record is from RefSeq and is a predicted model, not a curated record. The annotation marks the transcript as partial.